Messenger RNA from Chaetomium fimeti, 932 nucleotides. RefSeq lists its product as uncharacterized. The record is from RefSeq and is a predicted model, not a curated record. The transcript has a single exon. The coding region runs from base 171 to 764 and encodes 197 amino acids. NCBI's taxonomy places the organism in Eukaryota, Fungi, Ascomycota, Sordariomycetes, Sordariales, Chaetomiaceae.
GUGAUCGAAACUCGAGGGAUCUUAGUCAGUUAGGUAACUAACGCUACUACACAAUAAUAGUAUGUACUUGUACAUAACUACCUCCACUACCUCACCUUCAGUGUCUGAGUUGUCAUCCGAAUUCUCAGUCGUCACCACGUCCCCACGACACUGCCUUGUCCAAUAUCAAGAUGCGGCGCGUGCUCCUAGCGCCCUCUCCCUCGGACCGCCAUGUGGAUCCCUUGCCGGGGAAUCCGCCCUUCCUGCGCAAAGAGGGGUCGUGUUGGAAGGGGCGGGACGGCUUCCUUCUCUCUCCCGUUUUGGGAACCGGUUUCCUUGGGUUGGGACAGCGGGUAAGCUGGGGGCAUGGGUGCUCGCCCGCGCCCGCGACUCGAGAUGAACGGUUGAUCACUCCCUCCUUCUCAUCAGAUGAACUAUCAGCAGCUCUUCAGAAGGAUGCUUGGUAUUUAACACCGAGAUAUGACGUUAGGCACAAGCAUCCCCCGAGGUUGCUCUUGAGCCUGCGAGAGAGCGCGAAUCGUUGGCUUCAUUCGCCGAGUCGUGAGAACACGGCGGGGGUAGACGGAGAACGCGACAGGGGCAGUCAAAAUUCAAGACCAUGGAAUGGAGCCUUGUACGACCGACCCGGACGUAUCCCGUCUGUGCCGAGGUACCCCCGCGUCAGGACAAGGUGCCGCCGGAUCAAGACGAUGACUGGUUUGGAAGCGGGUGUGACUAAUAUGAAGGUUCAGUCUCUCGAGACUUUUAACUUCGGACCCGAAUGACGAAGACUCGGCAAGAGGAAGAAGAGAGGGAGCAACAGUUUCAAGACGCUAAAUGAUGCGCCGCAGGGAGCCCGCAGACACGGGACUUGGUCGAAGGAAGGGGUCUCCAUGGUACGAAGUCGUCGGUAUGAAUACAGGAUGCGGGUGCCGUGGCAAACGAUCAAAUCA